Neodiprion virginianus is the source of this 1700-nucleotide messenger RNA. Its product is annotated as mitochondrial glycine transporter-like. Bases 291 to 1169 code for a protein of 292 amino acids. Gene Ontology annotation, molecular function: glycine transmembrane transporter activity. Lineage: Eukaryota; Metazoa; Arthropoda; Insecta; Hymenoptera; Diprionidae. The record is from RefSeq and is a predicted model, not a curated record. Gene Ontology annotation, cellular component: mitochondrial inner membrane; mitochondrion. Gene Ontology annotation, biological process: glycine import into mitochondrion. The transcript is spliced from 8 exons.
AACAGAUGUAAGGUAUUAUGCAUCGUAUUCGUACAUCCCGUAAUAGCAAUCAGAAUUGCCCAAUAACAAAUUCUAUCGCAUAGGCAUAGCUUCAGCGAGUUGUACAUACUUAGUAGGGUUAUAAUUAUAUUUGUUAAAAUACGAAUACCGGGUCAUACUACGAUAAUACACAUCCCAAUGUACUAGCAUAUGACAAUAAUUCAUGGUUUAAAAUGUGCCUGUCAUUUGAAAGUCUAUGCAAGGUAUUCCUCAAGUGGAGAUAGUCAUUUACUCAAGUAAUCCACCUUAAAAUGCAGAGUGAUUACAGUGAUUGCAAACAAGAUUUAAAACGAAAUAAUCAGCAGUCCGUGUUGGAAUCAUUUAUUGCUGGAUCAUGUUCUGGGACCGUGUCCACUAUUUUAUUUCAACCUUUGGAUUUAAUCAAGACCAGACUUCAGAGUAAAGUAACACGGCCAGUAGGCACCCCUUCACCGGGAAUAGUGGAUAUUGCGAUCUACGUAAUACGUAAUGAGAACGUGUUUGGAUUAUGGAGGGGCAUUACACCAUCCCUAAUCCGAGUGGUACCUGGGGUUGGAUUGUACUUUGCAUCAUUGAACUGGUUGCAAAGUACUCUUCAUCUCAAAGAGCCGCUAACUUCGCUGGAAGCAAUUGCAUUGGGUAUUACCGCUCGUUCUAUGGCUGGAACUAUGCUCAUUCCUAUUACAGUUGUAAAGACACGAUUUGAGAGUGGCAUUUACAAGUACAGUAGCAUGCGUUCGGCCCUAUAUGCCAUUUACAAGUACGAAGGUACCAAAGGUCUGGUGUGCGGUCUAGUACCAACGUUAUUUCGCGACGCACCUUUCAGCGGGCUAUAUCUCAUGUUUUAUACCCACUGCAAAAAGGCAAUACCCCAAGAUUACAAAAGUUCCAGUAGAACAACUUCAAUGCACUUUGCGUGUGGAUUGUUCGCUGGAUUAUUGGCUUCAUGUGUAACUCAACCAGCAGAUGUAAUAAAGACUAGAAUGCAGAUUUAUCCUCAGGAAUUCAAAACACUCUACACUUCUUUUGUUUCCGUUUAUAACGAACACGGAAUCCUUGGCUAUUUUAAGGGAAUCGUGCCUCGUAUGUUACGGAGAACAUUAAUGGCUGCAAUAACUUGGACGAUAUAUGAAGAAGUAACUAGUAAAUAAACAACGUUCGCGGUAGUGUUUCGUUCCAGUAAUCAGGUGGAUGGAAAGAUCAUAUUGUUGUAAAAUAUGUGUAUUGUAAUGUGGCCAUCUGUGGGAGUGUAACAUCCAGCAAGAAUUUUAAUUGCGGCCUGGCAUGUUCAGUGGCCAGCGCAAUCCCACAGAAAACGAGAGGUUCCAGGUUCAAAGUCCCGUCUAGUCCGAACCGUGAAACAUUUUUGCCGAACUCACAGAAUUACACGUCACAGUAUAUAUCUGUGCAGGUAUGCUGAUAAGGAGAACACAUAUAAAGUUUGCUCAUCGUAUACACGAUAUGUGUAUAUAUAUUCACGUGAAAUGUACCCGUGAGGGUAUUAUUGAUCAUAACUGAGCAGUGUAAUUACAUUUUAAGAUACAAUCAGGCCUAAGUCGCAUGAAUAAUAAAAAUGCAAUAAAUCAUAUUUUAACCAUACUUUGAGUAUUUUUAUGCAGAAAAUUAUGUAUAGGUAUAUUUAGAAAUAAUAUCUUAUGCGAGAGUAAAAAGUACGAAGAUUG